AAAAAAACAAAGUCCUAUCAGUUGUAACUCUUCUCAUUGAAGCAAAGCCAUGAAAAUGCAGUCCCUUUUUGCUCAAAAAAUGCUAUUGUAUCUAGUUAUUGUGGGACUGUGCAUGAGAAAUGCUUUUGGAGUUGGGGAUUAUGCAAAUAUCAAGAGGAACACUCUGUUGAGUAUCAAGCCCAAAACUCCAACAGGUCGAAACCCAAAGCAUAAUCAUUCUCCACCUCCUGCUAGUAUCAAGAGAUCUGGUCCAUCAGUUUCAGAUGAAGAACCCCAAGCUAUAUACCCACCUCUCUAUCCCAUCAAGCCCAUAACUCCAACAGGUCCAAACCCAAAGCAUAAUGAUUCUCCACCUGGUCCAUCAGUUUCACCCCAUGCUAUAUACCCACCUCUCUAUCCCAUCAAGCCCAUAACUCCAACAGGUCCAAACCCAAAGCAUAAUGAUUCUCCACCUGGUCCAUCAGUUUCACCCCAUGCUAUAUACCCACCUCUCUAUCCCAUCAAGCCCAUAACUCCAACAGGUCCAAACCCAAAGCAUAAUGAGUCUCCACCUGAUCCAUCAGUUUCAGAUGAAGAACCCCAAGCUAUAUACCCACCUCUCUAUCCCAUCAAGCCCAUAACUCCAACAGGUCCAAACCCAAAGCAUAAUGAGUCUCCACCUGAUCCAUCAGUUUCAGAUGAAGAACCCCAAGCUAUAUACCCACCUCUCUAUCCCAUCAAGCCCAUAACUCCAACAGGUCCAAACCCAAAGCAUAAUGAGUCUCCACCUGAUCCAUCAGUUUCAGAUGAAGAACCCCAAGCUAUAUACCCACCUCUCUAUCCCAUCAAGCCCAUAACUCCAACAGGUCCAAACCCAAAGCAUAAUGAGUCUCCACCUGAUCCAUCAGUUUCAGAUGAAGAACCCCAAGCUAUAUACCCACCUCUCUAUCCCAUCAAGCCCAUAACUCCAACAGGUCCAAACCCAAAGCAUAAUCAGUCUCCACCUCCUGCUAGUAUCAAGAGGUUUGGUCCAUCAGUUUCAGAUGAAGAACUCCAUGCUAUAUACCCACCUCUCUAUCCCAUCAAGCCCAUAACUCCAACAGGUCCAAACCCAAAGCAUAAUCAUUCUCCACCUCCUACACGUAGCUACAAUAUCAAAGAGGGGUAAUCCAAGAGGUCCAGACGGACAACAUAAUGGUUCUCCACCUCCUUCUCAUAUCAAGAGGUCUGGCCCUUCAGGUUUGGACCUAGAAUAUCAUGGGCUAGUCUCAACUAGCUAUAAUUAGUGCUUGUAACCAUAGAGAAUUUGUCCCAAAUUCUAAAUAAAUAAAAGAAUUACAUGUUCUUUCAUUCUA
This is a messenger RNA of Macadamia integrifolia, 1334 nucleotides long. Its product is annotated as leucine-rich repeat extensin-like protein 3. Bases 50 to 1147 code for a protein of 365 amino acids. Lineage: Eukaryota; Viridiplantae; Streptophyta; Magnoliopsida; Proteales; Proteaceae. The record is from RefSeq and is a predicted model, not a curated record. The transcript has 2 exons.